Peronospora matthiolae is the source of this 2223-nucleotide messenger RNA. NCBI's taxonomy places the organism in Eukaryota, Oomycota, Peronosporomycetes, Peronosporales, Peronosporaceae. The record is from the annotation of a GenBank genome assembly.
AUGGAGGACGGCCGCGACCGCGGAGCGCGUAGUCGCCGCCCGCCCAGGCCCUUAACUGGUGCAUUUAGUGGCAAGCAAGUCGGACGUGGAGCGGAAGGUCCACCGAAUGGGGCUGCUGCUGAGGCGGCGACCGUGGUUCCUCCUAGUGACCCACAUCCCGACGGCGAGCGGAUGGACUCUGUUCACGCCUCGGACGGCACCAUUCUUGAUUCGGUGAGGGAUGUAGGGAUGGAUCCUGGUGUAGCCGAUGUGUCCAUGUCAUCUCUACAGAGCGAGCCUCCCUUGCAGCAGGUAGGGGACGGUGGUACCGUUUUUGCGCCGGACAACGAGGAUGAUGAUACCCCAACUGCCCCAAGAUCGCCGCCACGUAUUUUUCAAGAUGCGCGGCCAAUGAUGCCAAGCCCGUCCGCUUGGACGGGUAACACAGUCGAUGAGUUGAGAAAAGCUGCGGGCUCUCAACCCUCGCCGUAUGUCAACGAUGUUAACCUUCGUCUUUACGAGUGCGCGCGAAAGCGGUGCCGUCUUCGAAAGGACGGGUUUCAGCGCAGGAUGACGCCAAUUGAGGUGGAAACUCUUGAGGCUUGGCUUGGAGGCCAUCUACAGCUUGCUGGAGCGCCUCUAUUCCUCAGGGAGACUCAUGUGGCGGCCGAGCGAGAGACUUUUGCUGUCCACCAGCGCUCUCGCCUUGUGCACAAGCUUUAUGCUCGCCUUCCGGUCGGCCUUUUCCUUCCUGAUCUAGGCGCGCGGGGAAAAUUAUUUAGCCUGAUGCUUGCAGCUGCUGUGACUAUAGCGGCAAAAACUCGUGUCAACUCGCUCAUCAUGGAGCUUUCGCGCGUUGAGUGUUCACGCCUGUCACCUAUUGUGGCUUUCGUCUUAAACGAUCGCCCUACGCGAGAUUCAUGGGCGAAGGCGGACCUUCGGGUGGGUAAUUGUCGGCUCCAACUUCUCGUAGCUGAUGACCCAGCUACGGUGGACGACAAGAUUGGCUAUACGGGCAUUACGACUUCAAUGCUCUAUCAGGUGCAUGUGCUCGGCAAGAGCUCGGCAUUUCCGAGCGAGAUCCGAUCAUGGGUCGCAGCCGCGACGUCGACACCCGUGCUCACUGUCAAGUCGCGGGAGGCCGAUGGUGCCCAUUUCUUCGGCGCGCAUCGCUGGGUCGUCACUUUUGAUUCCAUGGAAUGCCCUAAAGAACUGGACCGGAAGCACAGGAUUUUAGUGACGACCGUCGAUAAGAGUAUCGAGGCGGUACUCAUGCACCCGCGGAAGAGUACCCGCGAGCCGUGCCAGCGGUGUAUCAGCGUUCGACAUUUCCGUAAGGACUGUGCGGCUGUGGAUCCCGAUAGUACAUGUGCAAGCUAUACUCUAUCUGCAACGGCCUCGGUAACAUCCCAUACGUCAUUGACUCACGCGGAUGGAUGGAUCAAGGCAACUGAAAUUCUACGUCAAAAGGUGGCGCCUGGGCUUGGCGACAAACUUCGCCGAGCUUCCAUGAUGGAGGGGGCACCUAAGCGGCAAAAAACAGUCAUUCACAAGAGAGAAGUGGCAGCGCGAGUGGAGGCUAAGGCUGAGGUGACAGCAGAACUACUUGCUAUUCGUCGUUCAAAGCUGAAAGCGGCUACGAAUCAUUUCGCGACGGUUAAGAAGGCUGCUGCUAUGGCUGCGGCUGCUCGUGCGGCAGCGGUUCAACAGUUUGAAGGCUCGUGUCCCGUCGCAAGGUCUGCGAGUCGUGGGGUGGCAGCUGACUCGCUGCCGACGUCGGUGCCUCAACCGGUAUCGGGUCAGCACGUAAGCUUAAAAAGUUGUGAAGUGGCCCCUGCUGCAGUACCAGCUGCUCCUGGAGCAUCCUCUGAAGGAGCGACGUCCACGGUUGUCAAUGAAAAUGAUAGCGAUGCACGCGAUAUGGCCACUGCUGAUUUACCCGCUCUUUUUGUGGUUGGCGAGCACGCUGUGUCGACGGUAUUCGAGGUACCACCUUCGACAGCGGUUGAUGGGCAAGAUCGGACGGAGGUGGUCCAUCACCGUCGUCGCUUGCCGCCACUAUGGAUAUCGAUGAGCUUGAGGCAUCGGUGCCUCCCUCUACCGCCUCUCCGAAUGUCUGCAGGACACGUUGUUGCACAGAUGGCCCCGACACGACUGCGAUCAAUUCUCACAUGGCCUCCCCUCUCCCUCCUGGUUUGGAAGCAGUGCUUGCAGCGCAGGACACUGAUUCAAUUUUACCCAUAG